This is a messenger RNA of Zasmidium cellare ATCC 36951, 1074 nucleotides long. RefSeq lists its product as uncharacterized. Bases 1 to 1074 code for a protein of 357 amino acids. Gene Ontology annotation, molecular function: oxidoreductase activity. The transcript is spliced from 2 exons. The record is from RefSeq and is a predicted model, not a curated record. NCBI's taxonomy places the organism in Eukaryota, Fungi, Ascomycota, Dothideomycetes, Mycosphaerellales, Mycosphaerellaceae.
AUGCCUCCAACAAGACAAGUAUACCGCCGCAGCCCCAAAGUCGCAGGCGACGCCACCUCCGGCUCCACCUUAAUCCUCACAGAAGAAGAGCCCAUAACCCUCACAGACCUUCACUCCAUCCUCAUCCGCGUCCACGCCGUCUCGCUCAACUACCGCGACGUCAACAUCAUCCACGGGACAAACCCCUGGGCCGUCAAAGCAGACGGAAUUCCCUGUUCAGACGCCGCCGGCGUCGUAGUGGAGAUCGGAAGUAAAGUGACAGACUUCCAGGUCGGCGACAAAGUCUCGCCGAUUUUCGACCAGCUGGCAAUCAAUGGGACCGAGCAGAGUCGGCAGUGGUUGGGAGGAGAAGUCGAUGGUGUUCUGGCGACGCAUGUGGUGUUUCCCGCGGAGAAGUGUGUCAAGUUCCCGGAGCAUUUGUCGUUCGAGGAGGCGGCGUGUUUGCCGAAUGCUGGUAUAACGGCGUGGAGUGCGUUGAUGGGGACGAGGGGCGAGUUGCAGGUGGGCAAAACGGUGUUGAUCCAAGGAACGGGUGGUGUGAGUAUGAUGGCGGUGAAGAUGGCCAGGGUGGCGGGGUGUAAGGUGAUUUUGACCUCGUCGUCGGAUGAGAAACUGGAACGAGUAAGACGAGAGUGCGAGAAUGAGAGUAGGCCGAAAAUUCAGGUUGUGAAUUACAAGACGAAUGAGAGGUGGGACGAAGAAGUCGUGCGGCUGAAUGGUGGGAGAGGAGUCGAUAUUGCGAUCGAGAAUGGUGGGAAUAGUACGCUGAAACGGACGAUGGGGGCGAUGGCGAAGAAGGGCGUGAUCGGUCAAGUCGGGUAUCUGGGAGGCCAGUCGACGGCUGGGCUGGACGGUAUGCUGUCGACUUUAAUCGACAAGACAAUCACUUUGCAAGGCAUCAACGUCGGUUCGAAGCUGGACCAGGACAAGAUGAAUCAAGCGAUCGCAGCCAACGAGAUGCGGCUCACUGAUGUUAUCGACCGAACAUUUCAGUUCGACGAAGCCAUCGCUGCGAUGGAAUACUUGUGGUCAGGACAGCACGUUGGCAAGGUCGUGAUCCAAGUGAAGCAGUAG